AUGGAGGGGCUGCAGCGUGUGCACAGAAAGACAGGGAUGCUGGGCAGGAGUGUGGAGCACAAAGCCAGUGAAGAGAUGACAGAAGCAAGAGCUGUCUCUCCCCUGGCUCCCGCUGCUCCUGGAGAAGAAGCCAAAGAGGAGCAAAAUGAGGUGGAUGACAACAACCCUCCAACGUUGUUCUCACCGCCCUAUUCCAGACCUGUGCUUCUAGAGAAAGAGCAGGAGCAGAGUGCUUCAUCAGAGAUGCCAUGCCAGACUCAGGGAGAGCUGUUCCCAGCCCGAGAGCAGGAAGAGCAGCUCAGGCAGCAGGUGGAAGAGCCACAGGAGAAUGGCCAGAAGAUCAAGGCAGAGCCACAAGCAGAGCUGCCCGAAGCUCAGAGUGCCAUCAUGGUCGUGAAGAGAAAGAACAGGGAAGACAUGGGAAGAAUUCAAGAGGAGAAUCUCCAUCAGCACAGGAGCCAUCAACAAAACCAGGUGAGUGAAAGAGUUGCAGCCACUCCACUCAUGAAAUAUCCUUUCCCUUCUCCUUUACAGUCUAUCAAGGGACAUGUGCAGGCAGAGCUGCAGGACUCUGAGGCUAGUAACAGGGCAAGGGAGAAGAGGCUGGAGGAAGAAAUGAAAAUUGUCAGAGAGAAACUUAAUCGCCUCCCUCAGGUGGCCAUAAAGAAAAUACAUCUUGAAGGACUGAGAACGAAGGAACUAACUGUUAAUGAAAUCAUGAUCAUGAAGAAGUGUAGGAGUCCCAGUGUUGUGAAUUAUUUAGACAGCUACCUUCUGGGUGAGGAACUCUGGCUGGUGAUGGAGUACAUGGAUGGAGGCGCCCUGAGUGAUGUCAUCCGCAAGACCUUCCUGUCUGAAGACCACAUUGCAGCCAUCAGUCGGGAGUGCCUGCAAGGACUGGAUUUUCUUCAUUCAAACAAUGUGAUCCAUCGAGAUGUGAAGAGUGACAACAUCCUUCUCAGAACCGAUGGCUCCGUCAAGCUGACUGAUUUUGGCCUCUCUACUCAGCUCAACUCUGAGCAGAGCAGACCGUGCUUGGUAGCCGGGACUCCUUGGUGGAUGGCGCCUGAAGUGGCGACAGGUCAACCAUAUGGCCCCAAAGUGGACAUAUGGUCUUUUGGAAUUGUGGGGAUUGAAAUGUUAGAAAAAGAACCUCCUUACUGGGACCAAAGUCAUGCCUCGGCUCGACGCCUGAUAGCCAAAGUAGGGACCCCAAAACUUCAGCAUCCCAAGCUCCUCUCACCUUUGCUGCGUGACUUCCUGAGCUGCUGCCUGCAGAGAGAUGAGGAGGAGCGCUGGUCUGCCAAGGAGCUCCUGCAGCAUCCAUUUGUAAGAUGUGCUGAGCCUGCGUCCAGCCUGGUGCCACUGAUUGUUUCAGUGAAGAGGAAGGAGACAAAAAUGUGA
Melospiza georgiana is the source of this 1404-nucleotide messenger RNA. RefSeq names its product serine/threonine-protein kinase PAK 3-like. The transcript is spliced from 10 exons. Bases 1 to 1404 code for a protein of 467 amino acids. NCBI's taxonomy places the organism in Eukaryota, Metazoa, Chordata, Aves, Passeriformes, Passerellidae. The record is from RefSeq and is a predicted model, not a curated record. Gene Ontology annotation, molecular function: ATP binding; protein serine/threonine kinase activity. Gene Ontology annotation, cellular component: cytoplasm. Gene Ontology annotation, biological process: regulation of MAPK cascade; intracellular signal transduction; protein phosphorylation.